GUUUGCAUGUCACAGACGAAAUCCAAAAGAAUUCCCUCCGUCUUUCCAAAGGAAAUCGAACAAAGACCUCCUUUUGUCCGCAUGACAAAAGAUUCGGUAGUGUUCUCCGAUGGCACUUCUGAAAGGGUUGAUGCAGUCAUAUUCUGUACCGGAUAUCGAUUCUCAUUCCCCUUUCUCAAGGAAGACAUCAUAACGAUUAAAGACGAGCGCAUUCAACCAUUAUACAAGCAUAUGUUUCACAUCGAGUAUCCCAGUCUGAUUUUUGUUGGAAUUCCUCGGCAGUUGUUAUACUUUCCCCAUUACUAUGAAAUGGCAAAACUUGCUGCUUUAAUGCUCGCAGGAAAAGUUAACCUCCUAUCUAAAGAGGAAAUGAAAGCAGAUAGCGAAGCAGAUUUUCAGUCCCGUCUGAAGGAAGGAAAGCCGCCAUCUUUUGCCCAUUUUAUGGGAGAUGUUGAUCGACAAUUUCGUUACAAUGAGGAACUUGCAAAAUUAGGAGGAUUUUCUCCCCUCCUGCCAGUUCUGGAGAUGAUCUGGAAUGACAUCGUAGAUGAAAGAGGCAUGAAUCUCCCACAUUGCAAUGUGAUUAAUUAUUGGAUCAUUAGCCCUAAUUCUUACAUUUGCUUGAACCCCAAGGAGAUGAAAUCUAGAGAAUCAAAGGCUGAAAAUGUUUUGAAAGAUAAAUGA
This is a messenger RNA of Saccostrea echinata, 684 nucleotides long. RefSeq lists its product as uncharacterized. NCBI's taxonomy places the organism in Eukaryota, Metazoa, Mollusca, Bivalvia, Ostreida, Ostreidae. The transcript has a single exon. Gene Ontology annotation, molecular function: N,N-dimethylaniline monooxygenase activity; flavin adenine dinucleotide binding; NADP binding. The coding region runs from base 7 to 684 and encodes 225 amino acids. The record is from RefSeq and is a predicted model, not a curated record.